AUGUCUAUCAAGAACAAUAACUGUUUAUCAGCCGAGGGGAACAUUAAAGUCAUUUGUCGUUUUCGUCCGUUAAAUGAUGACGAAAUUGAAAACGGAGCAGAGUCGAUUAUCAAAUUAUCCAACGAAGCAGAAGAAAAUUGCAUUUCGAUUGGUGCCAAGUCUUACUCGUUUGAUAAAGUUCUCCAUUCGGACGCAACGCAAGAUAGAGUAUAUGCUGUGGCAGCUGAGCCUCUAGUCAGUGAUCUGCUCGAUGGUUACAAUGGUACUUUAUUUGCUUACGGUCAGACUUCAUCCGGCAAAACUUAUAGCAUGGAAGGCAUCAUUGGUGAUACUGUAGAGCAAGGCAUCAUUCCUCGUGCAGUUAAUGAAAUUUUUAAUCGCAUUCGCAGCAAGGGAAUCGAAUUUGAAUUUCUUGUCAAGGUUUCCUAUUAUGAAAUCUACAUGGAAAAAAUACAUGACUUGCUUGAUGCGGCCAAAGUUAAUUUGCAAAUUCAUGAAGACCGCAACCGAAAACCGUAUGUUAAAGAUAUAACUGAACGCUGUGUAUCAUCGCCGCAAGACGUAUUCGAUAUUAUUGAAGCCGGAAGAUUAAAUCGCCACAUUUCGGUGACUAACAUGAAUGAAUACUCAUCGCGUUCUCAUUCCGUUUUCACAAUUAAUGUACAUCGAAAGAACUUAAUGGAUCAAAGGCAAUUAUCGGGAACAUUGUAUUUCCUUGACUUGGCCGGUUCGGAAAAAGUAUCGAAAACUGGUGCGGAUGGGAUUGUAUUAAAUGAAGCCAAAAUUAUCAAUAAAUCGCUAUCAGCUUUGGGUAACGUGAUUUCGGCAUUGGCCGAUGAACAGCAAACGCAUAUACCGUAUCGCGAUUCGAAGUUGACACGCAUUCUUCAAGAUUCAUUAGGUGGUAAUGCACGCACCUCCAUAUUGCUUUGUUGCUCUCCCGCCAGUACUAGUGAAUGCGAGACGAAAUCUACCUUCGAGUUUGGGCAUCGAGCCAAGAUCAUUAAAAAUGUCGCUUAUCCUCAUAGAAAAUUUAGCGCAGAAAAAUGGAAAGCAUUAUACAAAACGAACAAAGAGAAAAAUAAUUAUUUCAAGAUCCUAAUCCGGAGACUUCAGGAUGAAUUAAUUCGCUGGAGAAAUGGUGACUUAGUUGGCAUCGAUGAACAAGUGAUCUUUGACGAGUCAAGGGAUCAUCCGAGUUUGGAAAAUAAAAUCAGUCCAACCGAUAACAGUUGCAGUUCAAUUAGCCAUCUUUCCUAUAUGAGUGCUGCGACUUAUCUAGAGGCAGGAGACGAAACGGCAUAUGAUAAGAUUAAACAAUUUGCUGAUCGAAGUCAAUGCUUGGAAAAUCUUAAACAGCAAUUUCUCAAACAGGAAAAUAUAAUCAAAAGGAUGCGAGUUGAAAAUAACACUCUGAAACUAGAGCUUGACUUUGCUAAAGAGGAGGUUAAAGUACUAAUGGAAGCUUUGGAAGAGCUGGCUUUUAAUUAUGAUGAGAAAUGUGCGGACACAUAUACGAAGGAAGAAGACAUUAAAGAGCUUAGCAAAAAGUUACGAUGCAUACAAAAUACGCAAAACACGUGCCUGAUGAAGAUGGAAAAUCUAAAUGAUAUAAAGAAGAAUAUUGAUACAAUGUUUAACCGUUUCUCUAACGGUUUAAUGGAUGUAACCGAAAAUCUGUUUGGAGAGCAUUCUUCUAGUGACACUGGCACGAAGAGUACAACCAGUCAAAGCGAAAUUGCUAAUGAAGGAAAGCGUAAGUAUUGCGGAAGCGACAUUUUAAGCGCAAAGUCACCGCUCGAUCAUGGAUAUGUAUCCUCUUUGCAUCGGUCGGACGAUAGUUUACAAAAUGCAAAUAAUCGACAAGACCUAAAUGUUGAGAGUAGAAGCGAUUUGUUUUAUAAAUUAAAUGCAAAUAUGAAUGCAAUUGAGCAAAUGGUCCGAGAAAAUCUAAGCGACUUAGAAAGAAAAAGUGUCUUCGAAAGCCGAAUGAAAUGUUUAUGCGAUGUUUAUCAAGGCAGGAGCAAGCCGAGCACUUCGAAUUGCAUUGAUAACGAAUUCCUCCAGCUGCAACAAAUUAUGAUCACGAACCAACAAAUACAAAGAACUCGCAAAGAUCUUAAGUAUUUGGAAAAUAGUUUGACUCAACAAUUGCAAGUGUUUUACUCAAAUAUGAAGAAUCGUUUCAAUACUACUACUACUGAUCAAAAGAAAAAACCUGAAGAGAUCUUUAUAGAGCACUUGCAUCAACAUAAUACCUUGCAGUUGAAUGUCACAAUGCAAGGCAUAAAAUAUUUGAAGGAAACGAAUGACAAAAAUGCAUCACCCACAGCGGACUAA
Messenger RNA from Glossina fuscipes, 2340 nucleotides. Its product is annotated as kinesin heavy chain-like. Gene Ontology annotation, biological process: microtubule-based movement. Lineage: Eukaryota; Metazoa; Arthropoda; Insecta; Diptera; Glossinidae. Bases 1 to 2340 code for a protein of 779 amino acids. The record is from RefSeq and is a predicted model, not a curated record. The transcript has a single exon. Gene Ontology annotation, molecular function: ATP binding; microtubule binding; microtubule motor activity.